This is a messenger RNA of Spodoptera littoralis (African cotton leafworm), 5232 nucleotides long. Lineage: Eukaryota; Metazoa; Arthropoda; Insecta; Lepidoptera; Noctuidae. The record is from the annotation of a GenBank genome assembly.
AUGAAUUUAUUAUACACCAUACCACAAUUAUGUACAGAUUUUGUGUCAGGGAGGUGCGUACAAGGCCCCUAUUGCAGAUUUCGCCACAAAUUGUUUACAGAACGUUUAAGUGAUUUUGUGCAAAUUUGUCAGUUUAAUAACUUUUGUACGUGGAAAUACUGUAAUUGCCUACAUAUAACAAGAGACGAGGAGAAUCUCUUCAGAAAUCAAGGAAUUAUACCUUCAGAACUAGCUGCCAGGUACAGAUCUAUGCUUUCAGUUCUAAUGCAUAAAUUUAGUUGGAAAUAUGUUGAGCAAGAGACGUCUCUGCUUAAAAUGGUAUCUGCAGGACCACCACAAGAACCAGUGAACUACCCGCAACAGGUACCUAUGCAAUAUUUUACGCAAACUUCACUUCCGGCGCCGUCACCCUGGACUCCAAUAAACAGUGCUGCAUACCCGCAACCGGUAAUGACAGUAGUCGAUGCGAUACAACCACAAUAUCCAUUUCCACCGCCACCAUCGUUACCUCGGAUUGCGAGUCGAUGUGACAAAAUGAAUACAGCCGUAACACAAGCAUCUCCGUCCAUACCGCCUUCAUCAUUUUUUGGAGGCACACGGAAAAGAUGCAAUGAACCAAUUCGACCAGGAACAUCUGCACAGCUACCAACAAUGAGUGUAGUACAAACACCAGCGACAGUUUUACCACCACCUCAAUCGGCACCCUUACCACUUACUGUAAAUAGGAAUUUAAGUGCUUUUACGAAUUCCUCUAAUUUAGAGCCUGAUGAUGAUAAUAAACGAAGAAAAAUCGUACAGCAAUUGCCAACAGCAGAUUCACAAAGGUCAUCAAUAAUGAAUGCUUUACGAGAACUACCAAAAACUCAACCAACUGCACAAACACCUCCGCGGCCGCAACAGUGGGCUAGAAAUACUAUGAAUACGACAAGGAUGUGUGAGGGCUCUGAUUUUGUCGCUACAGAAGUAAAAUUCGAUCGGAAACCGCCAACAAUAACUUCACGAAGAUCAUCAGUAACAAACAUGGCACGAGAAAUACUUACAACUCCAUCACCAAAAUCAUUGACCAUAAGUACUACAAUUGCUAACGAGACGAGUAAGGGCCCCGUUUUGGUAGCUACAGAAGUUAAUACCCAAAGAAAACCGCCAACAAUAAGUUCACGCAGAUCAUCAGUAGUGAGUGUAGCACGAGAACCACUUAGACCCCCGUCACCACCUCCGUCACGACAAUCAUUGACGACAAGCACCAUGAUAUCUAACAAGAUGAGCAAAGGCUCUGAAUUGGUGGCUACAAAAGUUAAUACCGAAUGGAAACCGCCAACAAUAAGUUCACGAAGAUCAUCAGCAAUAAGUGUAUCACGAGAACCAUCAACAGUUCCUUCAUCACAAUUAUUGACCACAAAUACGAUGACAACGGAAAAGGUAAGUAAAGGCUCUGAUUUAGUAGCUACAGAAGUUUAUACCCAAAGAAAACCGCCAACAAUAAAUUCACGCAGAUCAUCAGUAAUGAGUGCAGCACGAGCAUCACUUAGAGCUCCGUCACCACCUCCGUCACAACAAUCAUUGACGGAAAAUACCAUGUUUUCUAACAAGAUGAGCGAGGGCUCUAAUUUAAUAGCUACAGAAGCUAAUAUCCAACGGACACCGCCAUCAAUAAGUUCGCGCAAAUCACCAGUAAUGAGUGCAGCACGAGAACCACUUAGAGCUCCGUCACCACCUCAGUCAAGACAAUCAUUGACGGGAAAUACUAUGAUUUCUAACAAGAUGAGUAAGAGCUCUAAUUUAGUAGCUACAGAAGCUAAUAUCCAACGAACACCGCCAACAAUAAGUUCAAGCAGAUCAUCAGUAAUGAGUGCAGCACGAGAACCACUUAGAGCUCCGCCACCACCUUCGUCACAACAAUCAUUGACGGGAAAUACUAUGAUUUCUAACAAGAUGAGUAAGGGCUCUAAUUUAGUAGCUACAGAAGCUAAUAUCGAACGAACACCGCCAACAAUAAGUUCACACAGAUCAUCAGUAAUGAGUGCAGCACGAGAACCACUUAGAGCUCCGUCACCACCUCCGUCACGACAAUCAUUGACGGGAAAUACCAUGAUUUCUAACAAGAUGAAUGAGGGCUCUAAGUUAGUAGCUACAGAAGCUAAUAUCCAACGUAUACCGCCAACAAUAAGUUCAAGCAGAUCAUCAGUAAUGAAUGCAGCACGAGUACCACUUAGAGCUCCGCCACCACCUUCGUCACAACAAUCGUUGACGGGAAAUACCAUGAUUUCUAACAAGAUCAGUAAGGGCUCUGAUUUAGUAACUACAGAAGCUAAUAUCCAACGGACACCGCCAGCAAUAAGUUCACGCAGAUCAUCGAUAAUGAGUGUAGCACGAGAAACACUUAGAGCUCCGUCACCAUCUCCGUCGCCACAGACAUUGAAGACAAAUACCGUGAUUUCUAACAAGAUGAGCAAGGGUUCUGAUUCGGUGGCUACAAAAGUUAAUUCAGAAUCGAAACCGCCAAUAAUAAGCUUACCAAGGUCAUCAGCAAUGAGUGUACCACGAGAACCACCUACAGUUCCGUCAUCACCAUCAUUGACUACAAAUACCAUAACUACAAAAAAGGUAAGUAAAGGCUCUGAUUUAGUAACCACAGCAGUAAAAACCAACCAGAAACCGCCAAUAAUAAGUGCACGAAGAUCAUCAGUAAUGAGUGAAGCACGAGAUCUACCUACAGCUCCGUCACCACCUCCGUCGCCACAGACAUUGACGACAAGCAACAUGAUUUUUAACAAGAUGAGCAAGGGCUCUGAUUUGGUAGCUACAAAAGUUAAUACCGAAUGGAAACCGCCAAUAAUAAGUUCACGAAGGUCAUCAGCAAUAAGUGUACCACGAGAACCACCUAGAGCUCCGUCCCCACCUCCUUCGUCACAGACAUUGACGGCACAAACAAUUUCUAACCAAAUGAGUAUAGACUCUGAUUUAUUGGUUACCGAACUGAAAUCGCUAACAAUAGCUUCACCAAAAUCACCAGUAAUGAGUAUAGCGCGAGCGUCACCUUUUACUUCACCACAAGUAGCUCCACCUCUACCUCCACCUCCGCCACCACCUCUACCACCGCCUUCGUCAUCUCAAUCAUUGAUGACGACUUCUAAUUCAACUGAUCCUAAUUUUAUAGCCACAGAAAUAAAAACUGAACCGAAAUCACCAACAACAACUUCACCAAGGUCACCAGCUAUGAGUGUAGCGCGAGCGUCACCUUUAAUUUCACCACAAGUAGCUCCACCUCUACCUCCACCUCCGCCACCACCUCUACCACCGCCUUCGUCACCUCAGAUGACGACUUCUAAUUCAACCGAUCCUAGUUUUAUAGCCACAGAAAUAAAAACUGAACCGAAAUCACCAACGACAACUUCACCAAGGUCACCAGCUAUGAGUGUAACCCGAGCGUCACCUUUAACUUCACCACAAGUAGCUCCACCCCUACCUCCACCUCCGCCACCACCUCUACCACCACCUUCGUCACCUCAAUCAUUGAUGACGACUUCUGAUACAACCGAUCCUAGUUUUAUAGCCACAGAAAUAAAAACUGAACCGAAAUCGCCAACAACAGAUUCACCAAUGUCACCAGCUAUGAGUGUAGCGCGAGCGUCACCUUUAACUUUACCACAAGUAGCUCCACCUCUACCUCCACCUCCGCCUCCACCUCUACCACCGCCUUCGUCACCUCAAUCAUUGAUGACGACUUCUAAUACAACCGAUCCUAGUUUUAUAGCCACAGAAAUAAAAACUGAACCGAAAUCGCCAACAACAGAUUCACCAAGGUCACCAGCUAUGAGUGUAGCGCGAGCGUCACCUUUAACUUCGCAACAAGUAGCGCCACCCCUACCUCCACCUUCGCCACCACCUCUACCACCACCUUCGUCGCCCCAAUCAUUGGUGGCAACUUCUAAUUCAUACGACCCUAGUUUUGUAGGCACAGAAGUAAAAACUGAACCGAAAUCGCCAACACCAGCUGCACCAAGCUCACCAGCAAUGAAUGUAGCGGGAGUGUUACUUUUAACUUCACCACAAGCAGCUCCACCUCUACCUCCACCUCCGCCAUCAUCUCUACCACCACCUUCGUCACCCCAAACAAUGGUGACAACUUCUAAUUCAUCCGACUCUAAUUUCAUAGGCAUUGAAGUAAAAACCGAACCGAAAUCGCCAACAGCAGCUGCACCAAGCUCACCAGCUAUGAAUAUAGCGGGAGUGUCACCUUUAGCUUCAUCACAAGUAGCUCCAUCUCCACCUCUGCCACCACCCCUACCACCACCUUUGUCACCUCAAUCAUUGAUGACGACUUCUAAUUCAUCUGAUCUUAGUUUUGUAGGCACAGAAAUAAAAACCGAACCUAAAUCGCCAACAACAGAUUCACCAAGGUCACCAGGUAUGAGUGUAGCGCGAGUGUCACCUUUAACUUCAUCACAAGUAGCUCCACCUCUACCUCCACCUCCACCACCACCUCUACCACCACCUUCGUCGCCCCAAUCAUUGAUGGCAACUUCUAAUUCAUCCGACUCUAGUUUUGUAGGCACAGAAAUAAAAACUGAACCGAAAUCGCCAACAAAAGCUUCACCCAGGGGACCAGCCAUAAGUGUAACACGAGCGCUUCUACUAGCUAUCAAACGCAAGAUAGAGGAAGAACCAAUGUCAUCAACGACGGAUGCACAAAUGUCGUCUGAAAUUGUCGCUUCAAAACGAUUUAAAAUUGGAAGUAUAUCAGAAGAGUCAUUAACAGCAGCGAUAGGGAAUGAGGCAAACAUUUCACAAACUUUGGAUAAUUAUAGAUUACUAACAUCUGAAACAUCUACAUCACCAGAAAUAGUAGCAUCGAUACCUAUGGAGACAUCAAUGGACGUAGCAUCUCAUAUGGAAUCACCAACACCGCAGAGCGUGCCGCCACUUACAUUAACACCGGUACCUUUUCAUUCACCGUGGCCUGACAUACCAUGGGAAACGAUUCAACAAAUAUUAAGUCAAAAACCACCACCACCACCUCCACAAUCGGAAAAUGUAUCCGAAAUUUCAACGGAUUGUAAAAAUGGUGAUAAAUGCGGAGACAGAUGUACUAUCGAGAAAUUUUUAUUAUAUGACACUGUGGUGCACCAAACUUCCUUGUUAAGAGGUCUCGCGCAAUCUUUUCAAAAAGAGCCUUAUGCAUUAGAAAUGUUUGGGGCGAAGACAUAUAGGACGUUAUUGGCCUACAUAUAG